UUCUUCGCUCCGCCUCCGGGAGAGGCGAGAUGGAUCCGGACGGCGGCGGCUCCACAGCCGUUCCGACGCCAUCGGCAUCAACCGCAGGUGCGGCGGCGGUGGAGGAAGGCGGCGGGAAGCAGGUGCUGGUGGUCCUUGUGGGUCCCCCCGGCAGCGGCAAGUCCACCUUCGCCGAGGCCAUCCUGGGUGGCUCCGGUGCUGGCCGCCACUGGGCUCGCGUCUGCCAGGAUACGAUCGGAAACGGAAAAGCUGGAACAAAAAUACAGUGCUUGAAGGCUGCAGCAGAUGCUCUGAAGGAGGGCAAGAGUGUUCUCCUUGACCGUUGCAACUUGGAACGAGAGCAGCGCGCUGACUUUCUGAAGCUUGGCAGCCAUGUCCAUGUGGAUGUGCAUGCUGUUGUCUUGGAUCUCCCUGCAAAAGUUUGUAUAUCGCGCUCAGUAAACCGGAGGGGCCAUGAAGGAAACCUGCAGGGUGGGAUGGCUGCCAUGGUUGUGAACCGCAUGCUGAAGAAGAAGGAAACACCAUUGCUGACUGAAGGUUUCUCUCGUAUAAUGUUCUGUAAAGAUGACAAUGAGAUUAAAAAGGCGGUCGAUAUGUAUAAUGCAUUAGGGCCUUCAGAUUGUCUUGAUCCUGGAAUUUUUGGUCAGACUACCAAAGGGCCUAUACAAGUUGGGAUAAUGAAAUUUCUAAAGAAACCAGAGAGUUCUGAAAAAUCCAGUGGACCUAAGGUGACACCAAGUGAAAGCAUGCCACAGAUGCAAAAUCAUUUUUCAAAACAGAAAACCCUUGAAGCUGGUGGUACCUGCCCAGUGGAAGGUGAAAACAAUAAGAAGAAAAUUGAAGAGCAAAGUAGAGAGAGCAUUCCAUCGGAUAUCAGUUCUCGCACUCUGGCAUUUCCAUCAAUUUCUACUGCUGACUUUCAGUUUGAUCUUGACAGAGCAUCGGAUAUUAUAGUAGAUGCAGUGUCUAUUGUCUUGCAGAAAUAUGAUAAUAUACGAUUAGUUCUUGUAGACCUAAGCCAGAGAUCAAGAAUACUGUCAUUGGUCAAGGACAAGGCUGCUAAGAAGAACAUUAACUCAAGCAGGUUUCUAACUUUUGUCGGAGAUAUCACUCAGCUGCACUCAAAAGGAGGCCUUCGAUGUAAUGUGAUUGCUAAUGCUGCAAACUGGAGGUUAAAACCUGGAGGCGGAGGGGUUAAUGCAGCAAUAUACAAUGCUGCUGGGGAAGAUUUACAUCGUGCAACCAAAGAGUGCGCUGACACAUUGAGACCUGGGAGCUCUGUCACUGUCCCACUCCCAUCAACUUCUCCUCUUCAUCAAAGGGAAGGUGUGACCCAUAUCAUACAUGUGCUUGGGCCAAACAUGAACCCAAUGCGACCGGAUUGUCUGAAGAAUGACUAUACUAAAGGUUCUAAGAUUCUUCAUGAAGCAUAUACUUCACUUUUUGAGAGUUUUGUAGCCAUUGCCCAUAAUAGCUGCAUAGAGAAGCAGAACACUGAGCCUGUUUUAGAAAAGCCAGUGACUGGAGUGACAUCACCCACUGAUUUAAAAAUGAAGCGAGGGUGCAGCUAUGAUUCUGAGAGGACCAAAAAACACAAGUUGGUUCAACCUAAUAUACCCUCAAAUCAGGCUAGAGAGGGAGACAACAAGAGGAGUGGUGUUACUAGUACUAAGACUUGGGGAUCCUGGGCCCAAGCUCUUUACGAGCUUGCGAUGCACCCAGAAAAUUACAAGAACUCUGAUUCUAUCCUGGAGAUAUCUGAUGACUUCGUUGUUCUGAAUGACCUCUACCCCAAGGCCAAAAGGCAUGUUUUGAUUGUAUCUAGGAGGGAUGGUCUUGAUUCUCUAGCAGAUGUCAAGAAAGAACACUUACCUUUGCUGAGGACAAUACAUUCAGCUGGAGUCAAAUGGGCACAGAAGUUCCUAGAGGGAGAUUCAUCUUUGGUAUUCAGACUCGGAUACCAUUCGGUUCCAUCCAUGCGGCAAUUGCACCUGCACAUCAUAAGCCAGGACUUCAACUCUAGUAGUUUGAAAAACAAGAAACACUGGAACUCCUUCACCACGACGUUUUUCCUUGAUUCUGUUGAUGUCAUCGAAGAAAUCAACCAGCAUGGAUCAGCAAAUAUCAGCAGCGACGACAGGGUGCUGGCAAUGGAGCUUCGAUGCCACAGAUGCAGGAGUGCCCAUCCGAAUAUCCCAAAGCUCAAAUCCCACAUUGCAAAUUGUAAAUCUUCAUUUCCUUACCAUCUUCUGCAGAAAGACAGGCUGUUGUCAUCGUCGACAAUGCAUAUGGAUUGCAGUUAGAAACUUGGCAACCCAUGGUCCUUCCAAGCACAUUUUGCAUUUCGUGCUUUUAGAAGGAUAUGAUAUGAAUGCCACUAGUUAUGUCUGCCUUGCAGAAUCCUGCCUUGUGAUCAAACUGCAGUUUAUUUGAGGUUCUUUGUUCUAAAGAAAAGUUCUGGAAUGCUGCAAAUCUCAGUCAAAAUCUACGCUCUCUAAUACAAUAUUUGGUAACCGGGACUUUGUAGAGUUGUAGUAAGAAGAGACUGACUGGCUGAAGAGAAAGCGCUCAUUCGAUCGGUCUCUUUCGGACUACAAGUUGUAAAGAACAAGCUUAAGUGGUUCAGUUAAAACGAACACCGCAUGUGGUUUAAUAUUUUUAUAAA
Molecule: messenger RNA, 2665 nt
Organism: Oryza brachyantha (malo sina)
Lineage: Eukaryota; Viridiplantae; Streptophyta; Magnoliopsida; Poales; Poaceae
Product: transcription factor bHLH140
Exons: 6
Coding region: 30-2303 (757 amino acids)
Biological process (GO): double-strand break repair; single strand break repair
Cellular component (GO): nucleus
Molecular function (GO): double-stranded RNA binding; single-strand break-containing DNA binding; DNA 5'-adenosine monophosphate hydrolase activity
Source: RefSeq, a predicted model, not a curated record